ACAAGCUGCAGAGCGAGCAACUCAUUUUAGUGGAUCAUUUUGCUUGCAGCAUUGGAAGGUGUUUGUUUCCCCUGAUUUGCCCUGGAUGCCUUGAAAAGUGGACAACCAACAGCACAAAAUCUGAGCCUGACCUUUUCCACAAGGGAAAACAUUUAUGAAUAUUAUGGACAAAUCACAAAUAGAUGAGUCAAAGUGAUAACAGCUAAGUAUUUUUGUCUUUUCCUUUGUAUCAGCUGAAUGAAUCGGCAUUUUUGAACCAGCACAUCAUCCUGCACGUGUUUGUCCAUGUCGGAGUGAGGUGACUUCUAAUUUUCUAUGGUCAGGUGUCUCACACAGACAUGUCCAAUGAUAGCUGCAACCUCCCCUUGGACACGGACACAUUUGGCCUGACCUGCAUCUACAGCCUGAUCUUCUCUCUGGGUCUCCCUAGCAACCUGUUGUCUCUCUGGGGACUGUACCAUUUGGGUCGCUCAGGUGGGGGAAGCUGCCAGCUGGUCUACAUCCUCAACCUGCUUCUGUCAGAUCUCCUCCAGCUGCUAACCCUGCCACUGUGGAUUCUUUACCUGCAGGGUGCACAUCGUUGGCCCUAUGGCCAACUGGCCUGCGAGCUGGUUGGCUAUGUGUUUUAUGUAAAUGUCUACGCAAGUGUCAUGUUCUUGUGCCUGAUAGCACUGGACCGCUGCCUGGCCAUUGUGUACCCACUGAGCAGCCGCAGGGUGCGGACUGUCAGGGUGGCAGCGAUUUCAGGUGUAGCGGUCUGGACCCUCACCUUCCUGUUCUGCUUGAGCGGGCUGCUGCCAUCAGUGUUCGACUCUGACAGACUACUUUGUCUGGAGCAGUACCCUGUCAGCCUCAGAUACGCCCACUUCAAGAUCAUCACUGUGGCAUUGGGCUUCCUGCUGCCAUGUGCUAUAUUAGGCUAUACCUCAACCCACAUCGGGGUGACACUUAAACGAUCUUCCUCCCUCUCUGACCAUGAGCGACACAAAAUUGUAGCCAUCCUGGUUGUGAUAACCAUCAACUUUAUUGCAGUAUUUGGGCCCUACCACCUUGUAGGUGGAUACAGGUUUGUGUCCUUGCUGCUGACAGAUGAUCCAUGUGGACUGGAGUGCUCCAUUUUCCUCAUUUAUCGCCUGUGCUAUGGUCUGACCAGCCUCAACACCCUGCUGGAUCCUCUCUUCUACAUCUUCCUAUGCACUGAUGCCCGCCUAGAACUGCAAAGGUCCCUGCCCUGUUUAGGAAGGGGGUAAAACACCAGUAAAAUGAUAAUCCCCAGUACCAGAGCUCACCCAGAAACCCAGAGGGAGAGUGAAAGUGGACAUAAUAAUUAACAUUGACUACUAUUUAGUCAAAGCAACUGUGGCACCCAGUGGAAAUACGUGUGUACCGUUGAUGUGCAGUAUGAGUUUCAGCUCUCAGCAGACUCCCCUCAGAGAGUUCCCACUCGUCAUCUCAAGAGUUCUACUAGUACAGUUUUAGUUUCUCACUUGAGAUCAUCUACAGCAAGUAUAAUUCAGAAAUUGAGAAAAAUAGAAAUGUUUAUGUGUAGCACAGUGAUUUCAAACUGCACUGACUUGAACUACUGCUUAAAAUAAUCUCAAUACUGUAUAAGUAAAUAUGUAGUAACACUAAAUACAUAGAACUUUAUUAUUUAAAAUUUUUUAAAAGCCAUUUUUUACAACCACUAGUCACUUGUGGCUUCAGCUAACAGAUGUACAACCAUCUUCAAUACAACCUGGAAUUGAUUUGGAUGUGUUUUUAAAGUGUCUGACCACUGCAUGGAAAUGAAC
Messenger RNA from Monopterus albus (swamp eel), 1790 nucleotides. Its product is annotated as probable G-protein coupled receptor 132. NCBI's taxonomy places the organism in Eukaryota, Metazoa, Chordata, Actinopteri, Synbranchiformes, Synbranchidae. Gene Ontology annotation, molecular function: G protein-coupled receptor activity. Gene Ontology annotation, cellular component: membrane. The record is from RefSeq and is a predicted model, not a curated record. Gene Ontology annotation, biological process: G protein-coupled receptor signaling pathway. The coding region runs from base 339 to 1250 and encodes 303 amino acids. The transcript is spliced from 3 exons.